UGGGAUCAGUCCAACGCUAACCGUGCCAUCGAGAGGAAGUGGAUUACCAGAGUGAAGUGUGUUGAAACUACUGCGGAAACCAAAUCGAACCCGAGUCGAAUUGAUCCUAGGCUUAUCACGUAUACGCCCGGUAACACAGCCGAAUAUUCAAACAUGUCGCUGAGAAUGAGCUUUUUGGGCUGCCUGCUGGUGGCCAGCACAAUCCUAGUGCUGCAAGUACAGGCAAAUGUCGAGACAAACGAAGUGGACCAACCCGAUACGUACAUGCUGCAGGGCGUGCAUGUGUAUCCCAAUGAUCGGCAGUGCGUUCUGGUGGGCGGACUGUGUGUGAAGACGGACGACUGCAUCGAGCCCACCUCGAACAAAGGAUUGUGUCCCUCGAGUGCCGGACUUGGCGUGGAGUGCUGCUAUGAACUGCCGGUUAGACCAGCGCCCUGCGCGGAACACUUGGGACAGUGCAUGGACCGAUGCCACCAGAGGCUCCUGCGACCCGGCACCGAUUGCGAGAAUGGCCAAGUCUGCUGUGUCCUGAUUUAGUUAUACUUAACCACACAACACACAUACCCAUGCUGAGAGAAAGCAUCGCCAAAUUGUUCAUGAUUCAUAGAAAAAUAGCCUCCAUUUUGGCCCAAUCACCAUGACAUUUCACAUACCAUAAGGGUAUAAGUCAGGGUUGUGUAAAUUUACUUUUACUGUCAAAUGGUUUUUUGCCAAAAUUUCUUCUUGCAAUCAUUUUUAUUUAUUUUUUUAACUUAAUUCGAUUGUAAUUUUACACUUAUACGCUUUUAAGAGUAUUUCAUUUUAUUAAGAAAUCCCAUUUUAGGAAAAAAUAUUUUUGAAUUGAGCCUAGUGUUUUUUUGUCAAUUUAAUUAUGCUUGAAAUUAAAAUUAAUCGCAAAAACUAAUAUGAAGCAGUUUGGAACUAAUAUGGUUAUGUGUUUUCUCAGUAUACACACAAAAACACCCACACACACCGUACAUAAACAUGUAUUUAUUAAACUAUAUGUAUAUUAAUUAUAUUGUACGAAUACUUUUGUAUGACAUCUUAAGAACCCCCCAAAUCUCCCGACAAAGUGAAAUAUUUGACUGCUUCCAAUAAAUGCAUUGUAAAUAUUUUCCAAA
Messenger RNA from Drosophila rhopaloa, 1121 nucleotides. RefSeq names its product U-scoloptoxin(19)-Tl1a. The record is from RefSeq and is a predicted model, not a curated record. The transcript has 3 exons. The coding region runs from base 154 to 537 and encodes 127 amino acids. Lineage: Eukaryota; Metazoa; Arthropoda; Insecta; Diptera; Drosophilidae.